UGCCUCUCUCAGAGUGUUACUCAUGGCAGUGUGUUGCUGAGCAGCAGCCAGUUGCGUUUUUCCCCUCGCCGUGCUCACUCAUUUUCAUACACUCUGUGGCUCAAAGGACGGACAAGACCUCCGCUCUCCUUCUCCUCUUUUUCCCGGUCUUCACUUCAUUCUGGCGUCUUUCCCUUUUUUUUCCACAGACGUCUCCCAGUGUUCCACCUUCCCCUCUGCUUGGGGGAGAAGUACAGAGGGGGGGCACCACUGUCUGCUUUUUAAGUGUAUGUGUAUUUAUGUGUGAGUGAGCACUGUGGGGGUUCAACAUGGAAGCGGUGGCACUCUAUACGUUCCGUGCCACAGAGGGAGAUGAACUCAGUUUCAACAAGGGAGACAUGCUCAAGAUCACCAACAUGGAGGACGAUCCAAACUGGUACACAGCUGAGCUCCACAACAGAAAAGGCUUUGUGCCAAAAAACUACAUCAACCUACGGCCACACGCCUGGUUCGCCGGUCGCAUAUCUCGGGGCGUGGCAGAAAGUCGACUCAGGCACAGAGAAUGUGGAGCUUUUCUAGCCAGAGAAAGUGAAAGCGCUCCUGGGGAGUUUUCCAUGUCCGUCAGUUAUGGGGACCAUGUCCAGCACUUCAAGGUGCUGCAGGAUCGCUGUGGUCAGUACUACAUCUGGGACGAGACCUUCUCCUCACUGAACGAGCUUGUGGAGUUCUACCAUAGCAACAGCAUUGCUAAGGAGAGGAUGGUCUUUCUGAGAGACCCAGAACACUUUGCCAGACGUCCACAUCAUGCCCGCGCUCUCUUUGACUUCAACCCGCACCACCCCUCCCAGCUGCGCUUCCUGCGUGGUGACGUCAUCGAACUCAUUGACUACUCGGAUUCUGUACGCUGGAGGGGCCGAUGUCACGGACGUGUGGGCUACUUCCCCCCGGAAUAUGUUCAAACCAUUUUCCAACCCGGCCAAUAACCUCGCCCAUAUAUAAUCCUGACCCUUUUUACAUCAACGUGCAUCUGUCCCCUGCUCUGCACUUGCCCGUUUGCUUCUGGAGCACACAAGCCACAUCUGAAGUGACCCCUCCCAUCUCUCUGUGACCCGCCAAUGAAAACACCUAGUCCAAUCAGCUUUUACAGUUUCAACAGCAGGUCCUUUAAAGCAGCCUUUUAGAAGUAAAAAAUUCACACAAGGACCUUUACACUGUGGAAGUAUCAUAUGUUCAAACACAUUUUUGCAGCCAUGAUAGUUUUUACAGCUUAUCAACACUCCAGCGGGCUAAAACUAGCCAACACAAACGUCAACUUGAUAAAAAAGGAAAAAAGUGGCUAAUGGCCGUUUUCUGGAUGAAGGGCAUAGCAGGGCAGAGCUGUCCCCAAUGCUCCAGAAUUUCCCACAAGCAGACCCAACAGGGGUGGGAUGUGUUAUGAGGUCAAACACAGAAGACAGUGGCAGAGCAUCCUUUUUGGCUGGUUUGGCCAUGUGACUUAAGGUGUUUGUAUGUAGUGUACAGUAGUGAACUUUACAAACAUGCGUGCUACUUCAAGAGUGAAGGUAUAACUACAAGUGUGAAUAUUUUCUGUGUUUUUCUUUGCUACAGAAUACUUUUUUGUGGACUAUUCAAGGAUAUGGCUGUCCUGCAGCACUCACUGAGUUGAGUGUUCAAAAUAAAAUAAAGAACUCUGCCUGGAAAGUGGGACGCUUAACUCUUCUGAACUUCUGAACUUCUGAAGCCUUUGUACAUGUUUUUCAUGUAUUUAUUCUAAUUCGUGUGAGUUAUUCUAAUUCUUGUAAGAUAAAGAAAAAACUUUUACUGCAAGUAUAUACAUAAAACUAUAGUAGAUUUUUUUGUUGCAAGAAAUAUUGAGAACUGAAAAAAAAUUGUAAUUUAUAGUUAACCUUCAUUGGUCUUCCAUUACCUGUAAUGACAAAUCAUUCCAAUAAAGUUCUACAUUUACCUCUUUGAACAUGAA
Messenger RNA from Oryzias latipes (Japanese medaka), 1960 nucleotides. It is a transcript of the gene grapa, whose product is annotated as GRB2 related adaptor protein a. The record is from RefSeq and is a predicted model, not a curated record. Lineage: Eukaryota; Metazoa; Chordata; Actinopteri; Beloniformes; Adrianichthyidae. Gene Ontology annotation, molecular function: protein binding.